Molecule: messenger RNA, 1338 nt
Organism: Branchiostoma belcheri (Belcher's lancelet)
Lineage: Eukaryota; Metazoa; Chordata; Leptocardii; Amphioxiformes; Branchiostomatidae
Product: tripartite motif-containing protein 3-like
Exons: 2
Coding region: 1-969 (322 amino acids)
Biological process (GO): negative regulation of translation; protein polyubiquitination; proteasome-mediated ubiquitin-dependent protein catabolic process
Molecular function (GO): protein binding; ubiquitin protein ligase activity; translation repressor activity
Source: RefSeq, a predicted model, not a curated record
AUGAAGACGGUUGCCGUGUUCCAGACAGUAGAGGUGAAGGUACCACCACUAGGAUUCGUGACUGUUCAGUCCAUCUCUCUCCCUGAUAGUCAGGGAGUCAGCAAGGAUCCGCCACGUACACAGAGCGUGAAGUUUGGCGGACGGGGAUCAGACCAGGGAAAAUUCGACAGACCACACGGUGUUACGGUGUCCAAAGAUGGCCUGGUGUUCGUAUCAGACUACGGAAACGAAAGGAUUCAAUGCUUCAACCUACAGGGCACUUUUCUCCACCAGUUCCCAACAGUCGUGUCAGUGCAGGGCAUUUUCAAAUCUCUUGUGACGGCCAAACAGAGGAUGAAACCAGAAGAUUUGUCCAUGGACAGGGACGGUAACCUGUGGGUGGUGGGCUCCGAUAACUCCGCUGAGUAUGCCGUACAGUACAGCCCCAGAGGUAAGCUGCUGACCAAGAUCGACUUAAAGCGCACAGGACGGCAGAGAAAAAUUGCCAUUGACACAAUAAGGAACAACGUCAUUAUAACAGAAACGUCGGGCUCAAUGUCACCUCAAGGUGUCCUGUGUGUGUACAGGCCAGACGGGACACUUGAGAGAACACUGGGGGGCCAACACAAGAUGGCACGGCCGGAGUACAUAUCUGUGAACAAGGGAGGGCACAUCUUUGUCUCACACUUCAUGGCGUCCUGCGUGUACGUGUUUCGUGAGGACGGGCACUUGCUGUCUGUUUUCGGGGGCGAAGGAAGCGGGGAAGGCGAGCUGAAGUACCCAGGGGGUAUUUGUACGGACAGUUCUGGUAACAUCAUCGUGGCAGACAAGGGGAACAAGAACCUGGCAGUGUUUGACAGGACUGGGAACUUCCUGAGAUACAUCACUAGUGUGGAGGGUCGACCUGUGGCCGUUGCCAUGGCACCAAAGGGACAGCUGGUAGUGACUGACGACAUCCACAACACCGUCACCAUUCUGUACAGUUACUGACUCCUUACAUUUAGUAAUCUCGAUCCAGUUUUAGCUCGCUGAAGAGCUAAUCUCAAAAUUUCAAUGUAGUAAUUCUGCUGGAUUUUUCACUUGGUGGAUCCUGACCCAUCUAAAUGUUGUUACAACUAAGGCCUAUCAUAAAUUCAUUAAUACUCAGCAAUGACAAAAUCUGUAUACAUGAUCGAUGUAUUACUAACUAAAGCUGUAUUUCAAAAGAUUAUUUCAAAAUUAAGAAUUGGUUACUUUACAAAGCUGAUCUAGAGCUGAUUUCCUGAUCUGCCUAUAAAACAGCUUUACUCAGUCAACAAAUUGACUUUUUUAGUUUUACAUAUUAAUUUACUUACACCAAGUUACAGUCUUCAUAUUAAG